Messenger RNA from Cantharellus anzutake, 1007 nucleotides. RefSeq lists its product as uncharacterized. Bases 1 to 855 code for a protein of 284 amino acids. NCBI's taxonomy places the organism in Eukaryota, Fungi, Basidiomycota, Agaricomycetes, Cantharellales, Hydnaceae. The transcript has 17 exons. The record is from RefSeq and is a predicted model, not a curated record.
AUGGGUAUGUCCCUUCGCGAAAAUCUCUUUGGAGGCCUCCUUUCCGGGCUUGUGCUCAACGCUGUUCUCCUCGGUGUAAUCACCAUUCAGGCCUUCCUCUAUUACCAAAAGUAUCCCAGAGACCAUGUCAUUUUAAAAUUUGCGGUGGGGUUUUUAUGGUUCGUACAGACGUUUCAGGUGGUAGCCACGGUGUUUUCGGUGUAUCAGGAAUCCAUCACUCACUUCGGCAUUCUGUCGCAAUAUUCAGUAUGGACUGGUACAAUUUACCAGAUCCUCACAGUCGUUUGUUCAACUGUCGUCCAAUCCUACUUCGUCUUUCGGCUCUAUCGAUUUAGUGGAACGAUCUGGCUACCAAUGCUGCUUGUUCUGUUGACUCUGGGGCAAGUUGGGACCGGACUUGCAAUCUGUCUUAGAGUAAAUAUCACUCGCGGCGGCGAAAGCAUCGUCCAUUCCAUGCGCCCUCUUAUGGUCUCUUGGUUAACACUAGAGGCAGCGGCCGACCUCGUGAUUGCCCUCUCCGUGUCAUACUCCCUCCAGACGCGCCGCACGGGAGUUCUGCAGACGGAUACGGUGUUACGAAAGUUAACAAUAUACGCUAUCAACACCGGCUUGCUGACUAGCAUUCUAGCGUUGGUCGUCAUGUUUGUUUUCGCACUCUGCGGCCUCCACUUCGUCCACAUGAUAUUCAUACUGCCGCUCGGAGGAGUUUAUACUGCAUCCCUUCUGGCAAAUCUACAUUCGCGCUCGAGACUCUGGAAAGAACUUCAUCAUCAAGGAGAAAAUGACUUUCCAAUACACUUGUCCCACCUUUCUCCCAAGGCGAGAGAAAUGUAUCGCAAGGGAGAUCACAGUUGACCCUGAUUACAAUCAGGGAACUUCUCCCGAAUCUAGUAGAAGGUACCCACAUCAGUCGCGUCUAAAGAAAUUACCAAGACAAUCAAUCCAGCGUGAAAUAUACGCGCACCUUUGGGGGAAGACGAGACAGGUGUAUCGAAGUACCAUGCUCU